AUGGCUGAAAUGAAUACUCCCAGCUCUCUUCAACGUGAUAGGCCUAUCAUCCCCCUCACGCAUAUGCCGCAGCAGGCCAACGUCUGGAAGGCAGACGAUGACUGGACCGGUGUCGUCGAUCGUGGGGAGAGGAGGAAGCUGCAGAAUCGACAGAACCAGAGGAAGUGGCGCCAGCGGAAAAAAGCAAGUGCUCGAGGGUUCCGAACAAGCACGUCCCCAUUAAGCUCGGUGGCAUCCAUUUCCUAUGAAGACCCAACCGAGACAGCAAAGCAAGAGUAUGAGGAUGGCUCAGACGUGUUUUGCGGCCAUGCUCCUCCCAACGCCCUGCAGUACUUGCGCUCAUUCGAAGCCACCCUGCGCCAGAGCUACCUCACCAACUCACCUCAGCUAGAUCACUUGAUCGGUUUAACUCGUUUAAAUGUGCACAAGGCAAUAAGAGAAAAUAUCCGUGCUAUCGGUAUGACCAUUGAAUGGACGAUAUGUGAAGAUUCCAUCUCAAUCUUCAAUCUCGCCCCACCGUCUCCAAAUCUCAAUAUAGACCGGAUACCAGUUAGUCUCCGACCAACUGAGAUCCAGAAAAGUCUGCCGCACCACCCGUGGCUGGAUUUCUUUCCGUUUCCUGCCAUGCGCGACACACUCAUAUCUGCGGCGCACUUGUUCGAUGACGAGGAGCUGUGCCAUGAUCUCAUGGCGUUCUGGGAUACGAGGAAUACCCAGGCGACGCUGGUUGUCUGGGGAGUGUCGUGGGAGCCGGGGAACUGGGAGGUGACAGAAGGGUUUGCAAGGAAAUGGGGAUGGUUGCUAAAAGGGUCCCCGGAGCUGCUGGUUAGUACGAAUAUUUGGAGAAUGAAGAGGGGAGAGAGGCCAUUGGAUUGGCGGCGUAUUUUAGCUGGUGUAUAG
Aspergillus nidulans FGSC A4 is the source of this 900-nucleotide messenger RNA. Its product is annotated as bZIP transcription factor. The transcript is spliced from 2 exons. The record is from RefSeq and is a predicted model, not a curated record. Bases 1 to 900 code for a protein of 299 amino acids. Lineage: Eukaryota; Fungi; Ascomycota; Eurotiomycetes; Eurotiales; Aspergillaceae.